CGCUUCAUUGCUCUCAGGAACAAAACAGAAAGAUGAAACCUACAGAAAUCCUCAUGAAAUCCGGCGACAGUGAAGUAGUAGCCGGAAAGAGAGAAGCUACCAAAAACAAGCCCCAAUUCCGGCCGGCUACUGAUGACACCAAACCCCUUCUCCAAGAUCCGAUCUUAAGAUCAGACCCAAUUGAGACGGAGGAAGCUGUUCUCCGAUUGCCCCCUUUCCCUCCUAUUAAUUAGUUCAUGAUUUUGUAUGUAUGUACUCUUCUUGCAGUUACUUAUGUAUUAAUUUGAUGGUUUUAUUGAGUGUUGUUAAUUUCAUUUAAUUUCUGGGUACUUUGUUAAGAAA
This is a messenger RNA of Helianthus annuus (common sunflower), 342 nucleotides long. RefSeq lists its product as uncharacterized. Bases 33 to 233 code for a protein of 66 amino acids. The transcript has 2 exons. Lineage: Eukaryota; Viridiplantae; Streptophyta; Magnoliopsida; Asterales; Asteraceae. The record is from RefSeq and is a predicted model, not a curated record.